AUGGAUUCAACCGAAAUACCUACACCUGUCUCUCUCGGGGACGUCUCUUUCGAGGCAUUGGUUGAAAAGCUCCUCAGGGUUCUGAAUAUCACGCAACGACCUCAAGGCUCCACGACGAACCAGGCCAAGCAAGAGCUUCUGAGAGCUGUUGAAGAUUUCCGAGACUCGUUGAGACAAGCCAAGAAAGUUGCCACGGAAUUGCCUGGCGGAGAGCUACUCGUGGAAGAACAGGACGAAAUCAUCGUAUUACUAGAGAGGAUACGAAAUCAGAAAAGACAGCAGCUUGAGGUAUUCUCGCAGCGGGUGGCAACGCCGACGUCACGCUUUUUGGCCAUGGACGUUGACUCAACCGCGUCCACCCCAUCGUAA
Molecule: messenger RNA, 369 nt
Organism: Peniophora sp. CBMAI 1063
Lineage: Eukaryota; Fungi; Basidiomycota; Agaricomycetes; Russulales; Peniophoraceae
Source: the annotation of a GenBank genome assembly